Molecule: messenger RNA, 4695 nt
Organism: Gadus chalcogrammus (walleye pollock)
Lineage: Eukaryota; Metazoa; Chordata; Actinopteri; Gadiformes; Gadidae
Product: 6-phosphofructo-2-kinase/fructose-2,6-bisphosphatase 2-like
Exons: 15
Coding region: 710-2317 (535 amino acids)
Biological process (GO): fructose 2,6-bisphosphate metabolic process; fructose metabolic process
Cellular component (GO): cytosol
Molecular function (GO): fructose-2,6-bisphosphate 2-phosphatase activity; 6-phosphofructo-2-kinase activity; ATP binding
Source: RefSeq, a predicted model, not a curated record
UCGGGGAGGAGCAAAACACCGAAGGGGAAGACAGAGCAGUGUUGCCAGAUUGGCCCUGAUUUCCCGCCCAAUCUGGCAACACUUCCCAACAUGUGUUGCCAGAUUGGCCCGGAAAUCCGGCAACAUUUCUGGCACAAUCUGGCAACACCGAAGGCAGCGAUAUCCAGGCGAUUGCGCUUGAAUAUCAUAGUUACAAAGAAAAGGAGUGGAACCAACACCUGCACCUGCGCACUCUUCGGUAACUAAAGCCAAUCCUGAUAGAAAUCAUAGCUUCGCGCAAGUUUGCGUUACUGCGGUAUGAUGAUGAUGUUGAAGUACCGAUGCUGAUGCUCCAUCGCGAGUGGUUCCAUAGGCCAACACUGCCUCUCUGGUGGCACCGAUGGUCCAACCUCGGAUGUUAUUAGCAAAUUGGAUAUUUAUUUGGCUUCCCCAUGCCAUUGAUAAGCUUUAUUCAAACGAUUCAAUGGUAAUAUAUUGGUCGAAAUGUUUUUCCUAUACGUGAUACUGAUGAUGGGUUAGUAGCGGUCGUGGCUCAGGCUCAAGAUCGAUGGUUAGAAUAAAACUAGUAGGAACUUGAUGCGGGAGAUCACCGUGCACGACCCGGCAGGGUGACGCUGACCUCACUGACUAGUGACACCUGACCCCUAAUACCCAGCCAGCAGCGACCAACUGCCAGCAGUGACCAGGUCGGGACAAGGACGAAGUGAGCAUGGCUUCUAGUCAGAACAGAUCCGCGCCAGCAGUGGAUAUCUCCGCUGAAGUCAAGAAGACUGAGCUCAGGCCCAAUGAGAAAAAAUGUUCGUGGGCCUCCUACAUGACCAAUUCACCGACGGUGAUCGUGAUGAUCGGUUUACCGGCCCGGGGGAAAACCUACAUCUCCAAGAAACUGACACGCUACCUCAAUUGGAUAGGAGUACCGACCAAGGUGUUCAAUCUUGGAGUUUAUAGGAGGGAAGCGGUGAAGUCGUACAAGUCCUACGACUUCUUCAGACAUGAUAACAAAGAGGCCAUGUUAAUUAGAAAACAUUGUGCUCAGGUGGCCCUUCAGGAUGUCAAAGCCUAUCUCAACGACGAGGGAGGACAGAUUGCAGUGUUCGAUGCGACCAACACAACCAGGGAAAGGCGGGAAAUGAUUCUAAAUUUUGCAAUAGAUAAUUCUUACAAAGUGUUUUUUGUGGAGUCUGUCUGUGACGACCCAGACGUCAUUGCCACAAAUAUUAUGGACGUGAAAGUGUCCAGCCCAGACUACCCCGAGAGGAACCGAGAGAGCGUCAUGGAAGAUUUCCUUAAGAGAAUCGAGUGCUACAAAGUGACCUACCAGCCCUUGGAUCCUGAUGAACAUGACAAGGACCGCUCGUUCAUCCAGGUGAUCGACGUGGGCCGCCGCUUCCUGGUGAACCGGGUGAAGGACUACAUCCAGAGCAAGAUCGUGUACUACCUCAUGAACAUCCACGUCCACUCCCACUCCAUCUACCUGUGUCGCCACGGCGAGAGCAGCCACAACGUGGACGGCCGCAUCGGGGGCGACUCUGAGCUCUCUGGGCGCGGCAAGCAGUUUGCGGGGGCGCUGCAUGGCUUUGUGGAGGAGCACCACCUCUCUGACCUGAAGGUGUGGACCAGCCAGCUAAGGAGAACCAUCCAGACCGCCGAGGAGCUGGGCGUGCCCUACGAACAGUGGAAGAUCCUGAACGAAAUAGACGCCGGUGUGUGUGAAGACAUGACCUACGAGAUGAUCAAGGAGAAGCACCCAGAGGAGUUUGCCAUGAGGGAUCUGGACAAGUACUUCUACCGCUACCCCGGAGGAGAGUCCUACCAGGAUCUGGUGCAGCGGCUGGAGCCGGUUAUCAUGGAGCUGGAGAGACAGGGGAACGUCCUUGUCAUCUGCCACCAGGCCGUCAUGCGCUGUCUCCUGGCCUACUUCUUGGACAAGAGCGCUGAUGAUCUGCCCUACCUGAAGUGCCCUCUGCACACCGUCCUGAAGCUCACCCCCGUGGCCUACGGUUGUGAAGUGGAACAGUUUGACUUGAAGGUGGAGGCUGUUAACACGCACAGAGACAGACCUUUAGUCAAGGGUCAACCAGAUGGCGUGCCGACGACCUCCUCCCGGCGGAACAGCUUCACACCGCUGUCAAGCCAGGACCAAGUGAAGCGACCUCGCAUGUACAGCGUUGGUAACCCCCCGCUCAGACGGGCCCAGGCUCCUACUCUUCCCAGCAUGCAUUUCUCCGAAGCCUCUGAGGACAAUCUGAAUGGCUUCGGCCCAGCAGAAGCAGGCGACGGAGUGCGGAAUAAGAUGUUAGAAAAACCUCUAGCAUGAUAAUGGUUCUCAUCUUGUAUCUUGGGUAUUCAUCUAGCUCAAAUCAGCCAUUUAAGGUCACGUCUAUUUUAGAACUGAGGAGGGAGGGAGGGAGGGGGGGUGUUGACCGGGUCUUGCCUUCUGCGUUGCCAUAGUUGUUGUUGUUGUUGUGUUAGAUUGAUGAGCGAAUUAGAUGAGCGAAUGAGAGUAAGUGUCUAAAAACAGCAGGUAUGAAUCGUAUAAAUAAUGAAGUGAACGAAUGAGGUUAAUUUAUUAUGUUUUAAAUGUGGUCUGAAUGGUGGGCUAAGCUUCACUGUAAUCGCUGAACCACUUGUUAAUCAUGUCAAAUCUGUGCCUUGUGCCGUUCAACGGCUGAUUGUUCAAGGAAAGCCUCACACAGCCUUGGUUUGCUGCAGAUUAAAAUUCCUUUUCUGUCUUUUUUUCCAUUGUUUGAAGGUGAACAAUGAUUUUAGCAAUCUGAAAUGUAAAAUGUAUUUUGCUUCAGAUUCAUAAUGUACAUAUUUAGGGGAACUUGUAGUUUUGUAUAAAAACCUAAUAUGGAAAAAUGUAACACCACUGGUUUUUUGUCAAAUGUUUUUCUCAUUGAUGCCUGGUUGUUUAUUCUAUACAGUUUUGCAAUAAGUGUUCAUUUGUGACAUUAAUGAUUCAAUGUUAUCAGACUUUAUGGCAUAGGUAAUCUGAUCUAGAAGAUGUUAAUAUCUGUCCAUUUUCCAUGAUACGUUAUUGAUGUAGAUAGUUAAAUGAAGUUUGAAACGGCUUUGUCUUUUUAGAGCCUUUAUCAUAACAGGAAAUUCCUUUCCUUCUGGACAAAGAGGGUUUAAAAACAUCAAAAUUAAAAACAGUUAAGCACUUGCCAUCAAAUAACUAUUCUCAAAUGGGUCCUAAAACUAUUUUCUAGCAACAUCAGUUUUAGCAAUACAAGCAAAUUUAUAGACUAUAUAUUUUUAGAAUCGGCUCAGAAGUCUUUGGUAUGAAGAGCUGAUAUGAGCCAAACAACUUGAGAUAUUUGGCAGCAUUCUGUUUAGCAUUCCAACUCUUCCUGGUCUCAGAAGCGAUGCUAAUUAUAAGUUGAUACUAAUCAAAAAAAAUCAGGAGGAACUUUGAAAACACUCAAAAUUGUUUGACUUUGUAUCAUCUAAUCCAAAGGAAUACUACUUGGAAUCACACCAGUGGGCUAAGAGAAGAAAGCAGCUCCCUUGGUCGCCCCUUUGCAGAGGGCCUCUUGGCAAGCUGAAAUCUCUGCAAGGGCUUGUUCACACUACCUCCGUCCGUCCAUUUGGCUACGUGGCCUGCGUCAAAAAGUUGAGAAAUGUUCAACUUUUCAGGCAGCGCCGGAUCCGUCGGCCAAUCAGAUCGCGGUUAUGCAAACACACUUUCCUGGAUCCAUUUUGCAAUAACAAGCAGGAAGAAGCAAGAAAAAUCUGUCCGUUAUAUAUUUUUAAAGAAAUGGUGAGUAAUAGGAUAAUUGUUUUUAGUCACCUGCUGUUUGUGUCCUCUUUUGUAUUAAUAUCCACACAUCGGCUUUGUAGAGCGAUUUGAUUGGCUGCAGUAUAACUCUACAAAGACUGAUCUCCUAUACGUCAGACACGCCCUCGCCAUACGCCAACGGACGCAUGUAGUGUGAGCAAGGCGGCCUUCCUCCUCCCUAUCAAGGGUACUGGGAAGGAUCCUGAUUAUGGAUCCGUUUGACCAGACUAUCCAGAGAAUUGCCACAAAUUUCAUGAGGAACCAGUGUAAAUACCUUGACACCACUGUCCUGGAUCAUUGUUGCCUUUUGAAGCAAACACGGAUAUAAUCAUCAAAAAGUGCCAACAGCGUUAAUAUUUCCUGAGGAGCUAAACUCCUUGGGGGUAAACAGAAAUGCCCUCAAUCCUCAAGCACGAUCAUGUUCUCGUUUUCUUCAUCUUCUGGUUCUAAUGUCUUACAAUCCAAAACAAGAAACACGUUCAAAUAGGCCAGCCCUUGGGUCUCUGACCUCACUGCCUGGCCAGCAAACGCUUCAGUCAGCCCACUCCAUCCUACACCCCCCCAUGUCCUACACAAGGCCUUCGAACUGCUGUUCUCUGGUAGGUGAUAUAUGAAGGCAACCUUCACACUGUAGGCUGUUUAGUAGGCUGUUUGCCUACUAAACUCCAGGCGGCCCCCUCUUUCUCCUUCACCUGGGUGCGAUCACCACAUCUAAUGGUCCUUCACAGUACGACCCCCCCCCCCCCUUUCCACAGCCAUUGUGCUUUCCACUACCUUUUAAGAUUUUAUGAUUUAAGACUUUCAGAGCCACUUUUGGUCACUGCUGUGUAUAUUUCUGUGUCUGGCACGCGGCCACCCCAUCUCUACUGUCUGGUAGCUUCAGAAAUCGCCCCUCUGGAUAAAUAAGGUUU